AUGGGUACAGUUUACCAUCCCUUCCAACAACAGCUCCAUCCUCCCAGUAAUGAUGGCAGCCAGCCCUACGACCCAAAAAUGCAAUUCAUAGCCCAAGACCAAUCGGGCAUGAAUCUACACGGCGCGCUUCCCCAGGGUCCUUGGGAGCAAUGGUGGUCUCCUGAGAAUGCCGCCUUCGCUGAAGCAUCAAACUUGGCCGCCCCAAAUGCCUACGCGCAAGAACACCAGCAACAAUACGUCCAGUGCGCCUACGAUCAGGACUCUUCGGCGCAUUGGGCAUCCCCUUCAACUUCAAUGCGCAGCUAUCCCGUCCCAUCUCCUUCCACAGAGUCAACCAGCGUAGAGAAUAUGACCGGUUGCUCCGAAAGCCGUCGACCCUCUUCACCACCCCAGCCCGACAAACGAAAACGUAACGCGAGCCGAUCUACAACGUCGAAAGCUCCAAGACGCGCGUCAACUCGGAAGACUAUCAAGACAGAAACAGCCCCAGAAAAGCCGAAAAGGCGCGGCAAAGGAAAAACAGCAGCAAAGGCCCAAGCUACAAAGACGAGAUCGCCGUCUCCCGAAUCAGAAGAACUCGAUGAGCACAGCAAAAAGGUCCAGGAGAGAAACCGCAUCGCCUCCAACAAAUUCCGCGUCAAGAAGCGCGAAGACGCCAAGAAACUUCGAGCCGACGAACAAGAUAUGGAGCGAGUAAACCGCGACUUGUCAAGCUGCGUGUCUGAACUCACGAUGCAGGUCUACGACCUCAAGAUGAGGCUAUUGCAACACACCGACUGCGAAUGCCACUUGAUUCAAAACUUUAUUGCGAGUGAAGCGCAUCGAUAUAUCCAAGACUUGGGCGAGGGGAAACAGAGCCACGCCACCCCGCCGCUUUGCCCAUACAACCAACACAAUUGA
Fusarium mangiferae is the source of this 900-nucleotide messenger RNA. RefSeq lists its product as uncharacterized. The coding region runs from base 1 to 900 and encodes 299 amino acids. Gene Ontology annotation, molecular function: RNA polymerase II cis-regulatory region sequence-specific DNA binding; DNA-binding transcription factor activity, RNA polymerase II-specific. The record is from RefSeq and is a predicted model, not a curated record. Gene Ontology annotation, biological process: regulation of transcription by RNA polymerase II. Lineage: Eukaryota; Fungi; Ascomycota; Sordariomycetes; Hypocreales; Nectriaceae. The transcript has a single exon.